CCAGUCAACGUUGUACUGCGCGUGGUGGGGUGGUGGUGGGCACGAGUGGGGUGCGCGUGUUUCAACAAGUAGAAACUUACACUUCUCAGAACUUUCAAGAUGUCUGAGAGAAAAGUCCUCAAUAAAUACUACCCGCCGGACUUCGAUCCGAGCAACAUCCCGCGGAGUAAGGUGGCCAGAAACAAGACGUUCACCGUCCGCCUCAUGGCCCCGUGCAACAUGAAGUGCAACACGUGUGGCGAGUACAUCGCCAAGGCCAAGAAGUUCAACGCGCGGAAGGAGGACGUGGACGACGAGAACUACCUGGGCUUGCGCAUCUACCGGUUCUACAUCAAGUGUCCCAUGUGCAUGGCCGAGAUAGUGUUCAAGACGGACCCGGAACACACCGAUUACAUCAUCGAGGCAGGCGCCACGCGCAACUUCCAGGCGCAGAUCCUGGCGGAGCGCCAGGCCAAGCGGGAGGCCGAGCAAGCUGAGGAGGAGGAGAAGUCCAACCCCAUGAAGAUGCUGGAGAACCGCACCAAGCAGUCACGGCACGAGAUGGACAUGAUCGAGAAGCUGGAGGAACUGAAGGACCUGAACCAGCGGCAGGCACACAUCGACUACGACAGCAUGCUGGCCCAGUACAGCCAACAGCAGGAGACGGAGCUUCAGCGCCAGGAGGUGGAGGAUGAAGAGUACAUCAAAUCCGUGUUCGGCAAGGACGGCGACAGCGCCGUGAAACGGGUCAAGGACAGCGACUCGGACAGUGACGAGGAGUUGCGGGCCAAGCUGCCCAAGCCGACCGAAAAGCCCACCGACCUGCUGGCCCCGCCCAAGAAGCCGGAGCCGGCGGCCGAGAAGAAGUCGUGGGAGCGUAGUCUGGGUAGUCUGGGCGGCUCCCGGCUCGCUGGUCUGCUGGUCCGGCCCUCCUCCAAACCAGCAGCCAUCCCGGGGAGACCGAUCCCGGCCGGGGCAGGCGCCAGCGGGACCGGAACGAACGGGACGCCGGGCGCCAGCCGAACCGGAACGAACGGGACGCCGGGCGCCAGCCGGACCGGGACGAACGGGACACUGGCUUCAAGUGCGACACCCGUCCCGAGCGGAACGCCGGUCCCGAAUGGGACGCCUGCGGGAGGGGCAAACGGAGCGGGGGAGAGCGGGGCGGAGCGGGGCCAGGCCGACGCUGGUGGAGGCGCCGCCGCCGUGUCGGGCCUGGGUCUGCUCGGCGCCUACUCGGACAGUGAGAGUGACUAAGGGAGUGCGGUCGGAGUGGCGGACUGGUCUGGGGUGCGUGAGUGGCCGACGUCUGCAGGAUGUGGAUGGGAUGAAUGGUGAGGGAGGGAAGUCGACGGCAGAACAAAGGAACGCCACUGGCUCUUCGUCGCAAGUGUGUGAAAUGAACGCUAGUGUGAAGUACCUGCCGUACCGCUGUUUGUGGAUGCGCGGUGAAAGCAUGCAAUAGGUUUCUAUUGCGAUAUGAAUAGCGUUUUCAUUGCGAUGUGAACGUAUUGUAAGCAUAGUGCUGGCGGUUUUUCUAUCGCAGUGAAGUGUUCCCGACUCCUGCAUGUUGUAUUCAUUCCGCAAGGCGGGCUCAUUUGCGCAACAUGUUUUCAUGUAUCAUCAGCUGCCAAGACGGGCAGCGCAAUGCAACGCAGUAGUCAAACAUUUGAUAUGGAGAGGGUCAAGGGCGCCGUACUACGUGGCCCAGUGUGGAGGCCCUUCUGCGUCUCGCGGGUGGCCGCGGCCUGUUCAGUUUCCCGACGCAGCCUUAUCUACAGAAGGCGAGCGACUUGUGCUACACAGUGCUGCAGGUGCUUACGGUCUCGUGCCCGUGCACAGUGUAAGUACAGAUCCGACAGCCUGGCUGCCGUGCGGUCCUGAAGAUUGGUACGGUAUUGCGUGCCUUCUACAGAGCGUCGAAGCGCAGUUCUGCCAAUCCGUACCGGUGACUGUAUGUGUACCUGAAUCCGAUAUCACUAGUUGUUUGCUGGUGCACUAAGCUCAGGCCACGUUAUAUUGCUGCAAAAAACGGGGCUGAUGGCAAUCCAAGGUUCACGUUAACUCCAGAGAUACCCGAAUCCUUGUCGAUCGCGCGAACUAUGGCCUAGUGGGCGAUCCUGCCGCCACUUGGCUUGGCCAGCACCCAGCGAUAAGUAGAACAAACUUUUUUUUCGUUCCGAUAGCUUCCUGGCCGAUAAACAUCGAAGGAAGCAUACACAGUAAGACGGUGUGAGAUCACCCGUGUGAUGCUGGUGCUGGCGCUUGCUGUCCAAAGAUGCUCGAGGAUCGUCUCCGGGAGUGCACUAGUGUCCAAAUGAAUAUCACCAGUAAGUGAACACCAUGAGGAGCAAUUCGGCGACCAACGCGGCGUUGAUUGGUGACGUCAGAGAGAUAUUUGCAUGACAAUGCCAAAUGUGCUUCGGGCAACGCGAUCGGUGCACAAGUGGCUAGCUUUUUCGUAAAUGCGGGUCCAAAGAACGUCGGUUUCCCGAUACGGCGUCACUUUUGGUUGGCGAGGAUCUGCUGUACAGUAGAGCGGUUUGAUGAAACCUGGGAGUAUGCACAGCCACGGGUCCGCGAUAGGGCCUCGCGUGUGCGGGCGGCGCUGUGCUGCACUGAGGCAGUUUGUCAGCGCAUCAGCGACAGCAAGUAGUGACGCAUCUGUCGCCAUGACGUGAAUCAAUGGGCAGGUGAAAGGGGUGGCAGGGUGAUAUAUGCGAGAACGGUUUCCGAUAACGGCGGGCGGAAGAUGGGGUUAAGCUCAGGUGUAAGGUGUGGGUUUGGAGCUGUCUUCGCCAGUAAUGUGAUCGGCCCCCGCCUUGCGUAAAUCAACGGGAGAAAAUUCCACGCUAAACGACCUGAUCUCUCGAGCGUUUCGUUAAACCCCAAUGGUAAGAGAGGUAAGGUUCAGGACAAAGAACUACAAUCAAGAGGUCGUCGGCCACAGGCGCCGAGCCCGAUUGGUUGGACAAUCUGCUGCGUCUCAGUAAGAGGGGUAGCAAACCAAUCUGUAGGUCAGUCCUUUCCAUGCGUCACAGUAACAUUAAUGGCCAGCAUUCUCUCUCGACAAUGGCCUCGCAUAUGGCUUCGAGGGUUGGCAAGUGGCACGGGUAAAGCACGGUGGAUGUAACAUUGUACGAGUUGCGGUUGUUGCCGUCAUUUCGCUGCCCUCGCCAAAUCCAGUGACAUUGUUCGGGUAGCUAGCUAUCACUCGUUUGACGAAAUCUCGAGAACGAGAUCGUCUAGUCGUAGAACGAAAACAGGCGCACAAGGACCGCUUGUGCCCAUAGUCCGUGUUUUGCAGGCAGGCGGUUUAAGGCCACCGCGGCACAGUCUGUGGGAGCUUACAACUCUGACUCACCCUUACAGGCAAUCGGGCUGCGUCCCACAGGCGGAAAACGCGUAAUUCCGCGAGAUGCUGCAUCCAAUUUGGUCUACUUUUACGGUUGCGGGAGUUUUCCCAGAACACGUUUGCGCUGCGUACCCGUACCAUGGCGUUGACGCACUCACUGAGAAUGAUGGCGCUCGCAGACAUGCUGAGUUCCGAUGAGGUGGCGCGUCUCUGGGACGAGAGCACCCUAGGAUUGUUUCCGUUAUCUCCAGUCCAGCGCGUGCCUGACGCUGCUGCUACAUGCAGCAGGCACGUAUGGGCUGUGUACACUUGCUUACAUGCAACUAGCUUAUCGCGUCACGGAACAAGACUUGGUGUCCAUGACAAAUGAGGCACAGACUGUCCUGGUGCGACUGACGCCAGGCACCCGUGUUUGUCCAGACCACAAAGAGCGAGAAAAAAAGCCGGUGCCAACCACACACGCUUUCGGAUCGGUCGUAGGCUGUGGUCUAGGCGAAGUGGAUUCCUGCCAAGACCAUUCUUAA
Pollicipes pollicipes is the source of this 3858-nucleotide messenger RNA. Its product is annotated as splicing factor YJU2. The coding region runs from base 100 to 1236 and encodes 378 amino acids. Gene Ontology annotation, cellular component: U2-type catalytic step 1 spliceosome. Gene Ontology annotation, biological process: mRNA splicing, via spliceosome. Lineage: Eukaryota; Metazoa; Arthropoda; Thecostraca; Pollicipedomorpha; Pollicipedidae. The transcript has 7 exons. The record is from RefSeq and is a predicted model, not a curated record.